Molecule: messenger RNA, 3435 nt
Organism: Meyerozyma guilliermondii ATCC 6260
Lineage: Eukaryota; Fungi; Ascomycota; Pichiomycetes; Serinales; Debaryomycetaceae
Gene: PMC1
Product: calcium-transporting ATPase
Exons: 1
Coding region: 1-3435 (1144 amino acids)
Biological process (GO): calcium ion transmembrane transport; intracellular calcium ion homeostasis
Cellular component (GO): membrane; intracellular membrane-bounded organelle
Molecular function (GO): P-type calcium transporter activity; ATP hydrolysis activity; ATP binding
Source: RefSeq, a predicted model, not a curated record
AUGGCUCCACAGAAUCCAAUAGAAAGGGCGCAAACAGCGUCCAAACAUUUACAACUACCCGGAUCUACCUCGGAUAAUGAAGACAAUAUCAGUGUUUCAUCAGCCACACCUCUCACAGAUAAUUCAGGAUUAACUCCAGAAGUGUUAACGGAACUUCACGAUCCCAAAUCGCUUCGCAAAUUGCAUGAACUUGGUGGGAUCAAACUGUUACUGUAUGGUCUUGAGACUAAUUUGCUGAGUGGAAUCGAUACCCAUAGAGAUCUUAAACAUAGAGAAGAAUUGUUCGGAGAAAAUAGAAUACCGGUGAAAGCCCAGAAAAACUUCUUUCGUCUAUGUUACGAUGCCAUGAAAGACAAGGUGUUGAUCAUGUUGACUGUGGCUGCGGUUAUAUCCUUAGCAUUGGGCUUAUAUGAGACCUUUGGUGAAGGUCCUUUGAGGGACGAUGAGGGCAAAGUUUUGCCCAAGGUGGACUGGGUGGAAGGCGUGGCCAUUAUUACUGCCGUUGUAAUUGUGGUGGUGGUUGGUGCAGCCAAUGAUUAUCAAAAAGAACGACAGUUUGCUCGUUUGAAUGCCAAGAAAGAAGACCGCGAGUUGAUCGUGGUAAGAGACGGAGCCCAGAAAAUGAUCUCCAUUUACGACCUUUUGGUCGGUGAUAUCAUCAACUUGCAAACAGGUGAUGUUGUUCCUGCUGAUGCCAUCUUGAUACUGGGAGACGUUGAAUGUGACGAAUCUGCUCUCACUGGUGAAUCUCAUACCAUUAAGAAGAAACCCGCUGGCGAGGCUAUGGAUUUCUAUGAGGCACAGCUUCCAACAGAUGAAGAUUUGGGCUCGUCUACCAUCAAGUUCAAGGACCCUUAUCUUAUUUCUGGUGCAAAGGUGCUCGAAGGUUUGGGAUAUGGAAUGGUCACUGCAGUUGGCCCCAAUUCCAUUCAUGGAAGAACAAUGAUGAGUCUUCACACCGACGCAGAAACAACCCCCAUGCAAGUUAGACUCGACAACCUUGCCGAGGGAAUCUCCAAGUACGGUUUUUUGGCCGCAUUGGUCCUUUUCAUCGUUUUGUUCAUCCGCUAUUGUGUCAAUAUUGCUCCAGGAGGAAAAUUCAACGAUAUUCCUGGUCCGCAAAAGGGAAAGAAGUUCUUGGACAUUUUGAUUACUGCUAUAACAAUUAUUGUCGUUGCGGUUCCCGAAGGUUUGCCAUUGGCAGUGACUUUAGCGUUGGCUUUCGCCACUACUAGAAUGGCUCAGAACGGUAAUUUGGUCCGUGUGUUGAAGUCAUGUGAGACCAUGGGUGGUGCUACCGCUGUGUGCUCUGACAAAACCGGAACUUUGACUGAAAAUCGUAUGAGAGUCGUGAGAGCAUAUUUUGGACUGUCCGAGUUUGACGAUACUUCUGGUGGCCAUGGUCCAUUGUCUUCAGAAGUGGUGAAUGAACUUUCAGAAGAACUUAAGGUCUUUCUUUGUACCAACAUCACUUUAAAUUCCACUGCAUUUGAGAACACCGACUACGACGAGAAGAAAGCUCUUAUGGCAAGACAAAAACCACAGAGAAAGUCAUUUAUCCGCCAAUUGAUGCAAAACCCCGGAAAGAAACAACAAGAACGACAGGUUGAGCUUGGAGUGGUAACCGAACCUUAUUUGGGAAACAAGACGGAAUCUGCCUUGUUGAUCCUUGCUAACAAAGUUUUCAAUCAGUUUGCAACAGACAACUUGGAGACCCAGCGGAGCGCCAACCACGACAAGAUAGUACAGAUCAUCCAGUUUGAAAGUUCGAGAAAAUGGGCUGGAAUAGUAAUGAAGAUAGACAAUGGGUUCCGUCUUUACGCUAAGGGAGCGGCUGAAAUUGUUUUCAAGAAUUGUGGGUACCUAACCAAUGUCGAUGGUACUACGGUGUCCAUGGAUCGGUCACAGAGAGACGACGCUUUCAGCAAGAUUGAUGAGUAUGCCAAUGAUGCUUUGAGAGCCAUUGCACUUGCUCACCGCGACUUCAUUGGAAUUUCCAACUGGCCUCCACCAGAACUUUUAGAGGAAAACUCCAAACAAGCCGACCCUAAGAAACUUCUUGCUGUAGGAUCCACUAUUCCAGAAGACCAAAGACACUUGGUUUUGGAUGGAAUUGCAGGUAUUCAAGAUCCGUUGAAAGACGGUGUGGCACAAGCAGUUCUUCAGUGUAAGGAAGCUGGUGUCACUGUUAGAAUGGUUACCGGAGACAACUUGAAUACUGCAAAAUCCAUCUCCAGAGCAUGCCAUAUUCUUACUCCUGAUGAUCUUUCGAAUGACUACGCAUACAUGGAAGGACCAACCUUCCGCAAGUUGACGGAUGCGGAAAGAACGCGGAUUGCGCCUCGUUUGAAAGUAUUGGCGAGAUCUUCUCCAGAAGAUAAACGGGUUCUUGUGGAAACAUUGAAGAAAGCAGGAGAGGUUGUUGCUGUCACGGGUGACGGUACAAACGAUGCUCCUGCCUUAAAGUUGGCAGACGUGGGAUUUUCUAUGGGAAUUGCUGGUACUGAAGUGGCCAGAGAAGCCUCUGAUAUUAUCUUGAUGACAGACGAUUUCACCGAUAUUGUCCAGGCCAUCAAAUGGGGAAGAACUGUUUCGACUUCGAUCAAGAAAUUCAUCCAGUUUCAGUUGACCGUCAAUAUUACUGCCUGUAUCUUGACGUUUGUGUCCGCUGUGGCAUCUUCCAAUGGCCAGUCGGUGUUGACUGCUGUGCAGUUGUUGUGGGUGAAUCUUAUCAUGGACACUUUAGCGGCGUUGGCGUUGGCGACCGAUAAGCCAGACGACUCGUUUUUGAAGAAAAAGCCUGCUGGUCGUACUGCUCCUUUGAUUUCGGUUUCGAUGUGGAAGAUGAUACUUGGACAGUCAGUCACUCAGUUGGUUAUCACGUUCAUUCUUCAUUUCUGUGGCAGAAGAUUUUUCCAUGGCAAUAAUCACAUCGACAACCAUCAGAACAAGCAAUUGGACGCCAUGACUUUUAACACAUUUGUGUGGUUGCAGUUCUGGAAAUUGGUCGUCACGAGAAAGUUGGACGAAGCAGAUGGCAUUCGAAAGGUUCGGGACAGACUCACGGCCAACAACUUGAACUUUUUUCAACACUUGUUCCGCAAUUGGUACUUUUUGGGAAUUGCUCUUCUCAUCGGCGCAAUGCAAGUAUUGAUUAUGUUCGUCGGUGGUGCUGCAUUCAGCGUUGUUAGACAGACCCCUGGUCAAUGGGCUACUGCAAUCAUCUGUGGAUUUAUAUCGAUUCCCGUCGGAUUGGUCAUAAGAAUAAUCCCUGAUCACUGGGUGGUGGCCAUUUUCCCAACCAGAGCCUUCAAGAUCUUUAUUUAUUACGCUGGGUUUCUGUUUUUGAAACGUAAGAAGAAGGAGGAUCUUGAGAAAGCUGAACACGAUGACCUUAAUGACACUAAGAUGUCGGACUUGUCCGCACAAUCAUGA